Molecule: messenger RNA, 5215 nt
Organism: Gryllus bimaculatus (two-spotted cricket)
Lineage: Eukaryota; Metazoa; Arthropoda; Insecta; Orthoptera; Gryllidae
Source: the annotation of a GenBank genome assembly
AUGGCAUAUGCGCUGGUGCCCGGCGUCAAGGUCCUCAGGUACGGACGCGUGCGCGCGCACUUGCCGCGCGCUCGCCGCUCGCAUCGCCCGCUGCCCGUCGCCCCUCGUCGCCCCCUCGUCGCCCGCGCCGCCCAAGGGCGAUCCGCGAACCCGGCGCCCCGCGCGGGGCCGCGCGCGAGGCGGUGGUGGCAGGCUGCAGAUCGUAAGGAGUACUGUAGGUUGCCGCAAGUAGAACAGGUCUGCCAACAUCACAGGCAAGCUGGAAAAAUUCCAUGCCAGAGAAAAAACAGAAUUUACUUGUUAGAUGAAUUAGCUUUGUCAGAUGUUUGUCCUGUUCUGAAGUUUCCCAAAUUGCCGUCUCCUUUACUUGUAUCUCCAUUUCUCGUGAGCGAGGAGAAGAAGCUGCUGGUGCUGCUCAACCCGAAGAGCGGGCCGGGCAAGGCGCGCGAGAUGUUCCAGCAGCGCGUGGUGCCCGUGCUGGCGGAGGCCGAGCUGCCCUACGACCUCUACGUCACGAAGCACGCCAACUACGCGCGCGAUUUCGUGCGCACCAAGGACAUCUACCAGUGGCGCGGCGUCGUCGUCGUGGGCGGCGACGGCAUCGUCUUCGAGGUGUUCAACGGGAUGUUCGAACGACCAGACUGGGAGAGAGCAGUGAAGGAAGUGCCCGUAGGAGUCAUCCCUUGUGGUUCUGGAAACGGACUAGCGAAGACCAUUGCAUACGCCAUGGAAGAACCGUACGAUCAGAAUCCUGUCCUCAUAUCAACUCUGAAUAUUGUUAAAUGCCGCAGCAUGCCAAUGGACCUUGUCCGCGUAGAGACAAAAACGCAGAUCCUGUUCUCGUUCCUGUCCGUGGGCUGGGGCUUCCUCUCCGAUAUCGACAUCGAGUCUGAACGGCUGCGCGCCAUCGGCGGCCAACGUUUCACCAUCUGGAGCGUCGCGCGUCUAAUAGGUGAGGCCCUUUGCCACCUCCUCAUCGUCCUCCUCCUCAGAACCUCCCAUGUGGGUGCAGGUCUGCGGACGUACCGUGGGAAGCUGUGGUACCUUCCGCUGGAGGGCUACAAAUCGCAGGGCGGCACGCCGCCCGCGCCGGCCUUCCUCACGCGCAGCACCAGCCACUGCCCCACGUUGGGCGCCAAGGGCGGCGACGGGCUGAGCAACGCGCACGUGCACGCGCACGCAGCGCUCACGCCCGUGCACAGCAGCCUCAGCUUCCACGACUGCAUCACGCCCGACGGCGAGCGCAACGGCGACGCCGACGCUGUCAUCUCCGAGUCGCUCAGCCUGGAGACUGCGCUCGGACAGACUGAAUGUGCGCAGGCGCUGGACGACGUGGACGCGGAGAGCGUGAGCGAGGGCGGCGGCAGCGGGCAGCGGCCCCGCCUCGACAGCUACUACUCAGCCACGUCGCGCCGCAGCACCUACUUCUCCACGACGGGCUCCAGCUACCAGUCGCUGGUGGACUCUGCGUCGGCGGGCGGCAGCGGCAGCGAGAUCGAGCCCCGCGGCCCCGCGUCCAGCGUGCGCAUGUACGGCCCGCCCUCGCGCCUGCCCGCGCUCACGCAGCCCGCGCCGCCGCACUGGAAGGCCAUCGACGGAGAAUUUGUUAUGGUGCAUGCCUCAUAUCAAACUCAUUUGGGGUCCGAUUGUCUAUUUGCUCCAAAUUCUAAAUUAGCUGAUGGCAUCAUUUGGCUCCUUGUAAUUAGGGCUGGAAUUACUAGAGCUCAGUUAUUGCAGUUUCUUCUUGGCCUUUCCUCUGGAUCCCAUCUCACUUGCCCAAGAGCAGAAAUGAUUCCUGUGACUGCCUUCAGACUAGAACCAGAAGCAGGAACUGGUCACAUGACCGUGGAUGGCGAACUUGUUGACUAUGGACCAAUUCAGGCUGAACUUAUGCCCUCUUUGGCUAAUGUGAUGUCACGAUGAAGGAAUGGAGUUAGGUGAGCAGCUUUCAUUGAACUUUAGAGGGUGCUUCACCUAGAUCUGUGAAACUGUCAUUGUGUAAUGUUGGUUUAAAAUAUUACCAAAUAACAUCAGUUUACAGUACUACAUCAAUACAUCACGUUAAAGCAACAGGAAUUUUUGUGAAAUUUGUAAUCGACUUGUCAAGAAGGAAACCUUUUUGUUUUUAUAUUCUGAUAUUUCUGUUUUGUAGCCAUGGUAUUGUGGUGUAUGGUUUGUGAAAGGAAUAAGGACAAACAUACAAUAAACAAGUGGGAAAGUCAAAAUAAUUUCCUCUUGUUAAUUUUUAUUAAUUGUGAAGAAUUUUAAGGGUAUUUAAAACAGGAAUCUUUUAUUCACUUUUUGUGAUCUGUUAUUUUGUACUACUAUUCUAAUACAGUGCCUACAAUUUGCUCUUGUAAUUACGUGAUGAUUUUUAAAAGCUUUUUAUCAAAGUAGGUAGGAAUCUUCAGGCAAUACUGUUGUUGAAAAAAUUAAUUUUUAAUGAAAUUAGUAUAUACUGUUUAAUGUUUCAAUGAGAUUCUGUUCUUAUCAUUGAAUAGUUUAUUGAAUGAAUUCAAAACAUUAUUCUGUGAAUCGUUUUCACUGAUGAAUAUAAAUAAUUGUAUUGUGAAAAUUCUGCUUUCUUAUCAUAAUUUUCUGCAAUAUAAUUCUUUGAUUUGUACCAGAAGAUUGAGAUAAUUGAAUUUUGUGUGAAGUACAUGCAAUUCUUUAAGUUUCAAUUUUAAAAAGGUUACAAAUCACUUUAUAAGCCACAUAGUAGAUUGUAUUUCAUAAAUGAAAUAAUUUGUGUACUUGUAUCUUGGGAUCGUGUGGCUGCUACAAAUUCCAAUACCUGUUGUUAGUUUUGUUCUCCUUCCUUGCUGUCAGCUCUGCCUCUUUCAAAAUUUUGCGUAUUCAUUACUUUCACUGUUAUUGGGUCAUUCAUUCUCAAUAUUUUAUAAUUUUACUCCAAAAAGAUAAUUUCAUUCUUUCUUUCAUUUCUACUUUUGGAUAUGUUGGUUAUUUGUGCAUUUGAAUUUUUUCUCUAGUACUAUUAACACAAGUGUUUAAAUGUGCCAAAUCCAAAACUUGUAAAGUAAUGUGCUUAAAAUUUACAAGACUCCUAUUCCUGGCUAGUAAAAUAUAAUUGGCUCGUGACUUUGCUUAUAAUUACUGGAUUGGGGCUGUUGUGGAAUUACUUCAUUGCUUUGUAGCUAACAUGCUUUAUUCUCUUUUUUGGUAUCUAGUUGAAAAAAAGGUGGAAUUUGUGGAACACAAGUAAUUAAAUGAGAUAAAUAAUUAUGUUUCAAGUAGUAGUUAACUUUAUCUGGUCAUAGCUUCCUUCCAGCCUGUUUUUCCCUAAAGCUUCUAUAUUUCAUAUAAGAUCAAAUAUAUUUUUUCUUUCCCUAAUAAUACAUUUUAAUAAAUGUAGACUCAUCUGAAAAUCUGUGAGACUGUUUGAAACCACUUGUUCAUACAAAUCGUUAUCUUUUUAAUGCCAAAACAUAAAACUUAAUUUGAAAGCACAGAAAAUUCCAGCAUAUUUAAAGCAUAUUCAUUUUAAUGUGAUGCUAUUAAAAAAAAAUGUUUGGUGCUUUAUUAUUUUAUUGUCCAUUUACUUGAAUUCCAAAAUGUUUUGAUUUACAUUUGCCUUUCAAGUACGUAUUUUCAAAAAAUGUAGAAAACUAAGAUGCACAAUUCAUUCAACACAUCAAAUACAGAGGUGGAAAAAAAAGAACUAAAAGUUUCCUGAAUCAAUGUUAAUGUUCUUUGUUUAUGGAAGAUAGUCUUUCUGUCAAGGUCUUGAGUGAAUAAGCAAAAAUAUUAUUAUAUUAAUUAUAAUUGUUAUGGCUAAGAAAAGGCAAUUUAUUCACUUUACCUUGCACAGGAAAUUAUUUAUCUAAUUAAUAAUAAUAAAAAUAACUUAAUUUUGUUCUGCGUAAGGUGAAUUGAAUCAAUUGCCAUUUCUUAGCUGUGUUUCUCAAGUCUAACGAAAUUUUAUUCUUCUUGGUUCAAUCUUUAAUAUACAUCGUAGUGUAAAAUUUCAAAGUAAAAGGCUGUGAACAAAAUCCAAAUGCAAUUUGCAGAAGGGUUUUCUUCUACAGUAAUAUACCAUCUUUUUGUGAUAAGUUUCAGGCACAACACUUUUUUUUAAUCAUCAUCUUGGAUUAUAUUUAAUACUCAAAUAUAGAUGAAUUUAUGAAUUACUCUAAAGCAAGAAAGUAACAAAUUUUGUAUUCCAUCUUCAGCUAAAACUUAUCGUUAGAAAAUAUGUUUAUUUCAGAUAAUCUCCACUGAUACAGCAUUAUGUGGAGAUUGUGUAUGUAUGUGUACAGAAUUUUCACUACCUCACCACUAUUUUAAUGAACGCAACGUUUACAAAGUUUUCCUUCUGUCAAAAUAAAUUACUGUGAAGAUUGAUUUUCUCAUGCUCUUUUAAAUAUUUGUGAUUGUUUAAAACUGUUGGGGUUUUUUUCAGUUAUAAAUCCUACAGUCUGUUGCAUAUUCCUUUUAAAGAUACAUAGCUAAGACCAGCUGGGUAUAAUAUAUGGAAAAAAAUAUUUGUAUCUUCCUUAUUGUUCAGAUUUAACAGCUCUGUGGCCUAGUAUGCUUAGGAAUACAAAGAAACAUGGUUUUCUCAGAUUAUGGUGUAUUUUAUAGAGAAAUUCAGAAUUCCAGCAUUCUUUUUUCUCAACCGAAUUUCAGCAACUUGUUAAUGUAAUGAAAAAUGAUUAUAUCACUAAUUGUACCUCCCUAAGCAGAGUUGAAUGUUCACCAAGCUUGUUUGACUGAUGUUACCUGAUAGUAUUUGAUUUUUAAAUAAGAUUGUAGAAACAUGUUACAAUGAAGCAGUUUCUUUAAACAAAGUUUUCUAAGGAGCCUCUGGCUUUCUUUUUUUGAGGUGUAUAGUCGUUAGUAUGGUAUUGAAGACUUAUAGAAAUGACUGAUUUGCAUACCCUGUGGUGGAAUUUUAUGUAUAGUGUAUAUAAUAAAGAUGUUUUUUAGUUUGACAUGGAGAUUAAUGUAAAUAAAAGAUUUUGUUACUAGGCAAUUACGGGUGUAAUUGUAUUGAACAGUAUGUGUAAAUGUACAGUAUUCUAACAAAAUCUGACAGGUUGUUGCAAAUAAUACUAUUAUGUACAGUUUAUGUAAAAAAUUUGGUAUUUGGAAGGUCGUGUAUACUUGAUUCAUAAUUAAAGUCUUGUUACAAAUUUUGCUUAAAUAUGAUAGUUUUAACCCCAAUCCCAAUCCUUAUUCCCCCUGUACUUCAAUU